Messenger RNA from Arabis nemorensis, 321 nucleotides. NCBI's taxonomy places the organism in Eukaryota, Viridiplantae, Streptophyta, Magnoliopsida, Brassicales, Brassicaceae. The record is from the annotation of a GenBank genome assembly.
AUGUCGAGUGCGGUGGACGCGACGGGGAACCCGAUCCCUACUUCUGCGGUGUUGACGGCGUCGGCGAAGCAUAUAGGCAUGAGGUGUAUGCCGGAGAACGUAGCGUUCCUCAAAUGUAAGAAGAAUGAUCCAAACCCCGAGAAAUGUCUCGACAAGGGUCGUGAGGUCACUCGCUGCGUGCUUGGCUUGCUGAAGGACCUUCACCAGAAGUGCCAAAAGGAGAUGGAUGAUUAUGUUGGAUGUAUGUAUUACUACACGAACGAGUUUGAUCUGUGUAGGAAAGAGCAAGAAGCGUUCGAGAAAGUGUGUCCCCUCAAAUGA